UAUAUGGAUGUUUUCUUACUGGUAAAAUAAACGAAGAAACUUUGAAAAGCAUAUCGCACCAUUUUCGUAUGUCAGUCUAUAGACCCACACCGCUACAUUCGCUCUGUAUGAUGAAAAACCUUACUAUGGGAAAUCGCUCAUUGCGUUUCAGCGCGUGCUUAGGCGGUUGCGCAACUCCGCUGCCUCCACAGAAGGCGCUUUUGUGCAAACUCAACUCCGAAGAAUGCUGCCUUCGACUGCAAAGAGUAGUGAGUAGCAUCCAUGGAAUACCCUAAGAGAUCUUCGGUUUUAGCUCAAAAUAGAUCACCUUAAUGGAUUGGCAUGGGGGAAAGUCUAUUUACAAACCUGGCUAAACAACAGCUAUGGUGCAUCUUCGUUAUCAUGCUCACUGCCAGCUUUACGCGACAAGCCCAGUGUCAGCAGCCCUGCCAGAUCCAACACUGCAAUGCUGAGUACCUGGCCUUGUCUUCACCACCACCUUCCUCCUCCUCCUCCACCGCCGCCCACUGGGGUCCCACGGCCCCCCUACUCCCCCUGCUGGACGCGUGUGAGGUUCUGCGCGGUUACUCGGACUGCACCAAGCGCACGGCUCGCAGAUGCCGUGGAAACCUGCUGUUCCACUCGGCGCUGUACCGCAUCCGGGAGCUGUUCUCCCAGCUCAACUGCUCCAGGGAGGGUCCCGGGUACCCCCCUCCCCCUCCUCCUGGGGCGGACCCCAGCCGCAACUCACCCCUAGGGCCUCCAGGGGGCGCUACCCUAUGUGACUACUGGAGGCGAGUGGAGGGUGAUGUCCACUCAGUCAGGCCGGACGCUGAGGGCUACACAGGGAUGAACGUCCACUGUGGGAUGUUUGGGGACCCUCACCUGCGCACCGUCAGGGACCAGUUCCAGACCUGUAAAGUGGAAGGGGCUUGGCCUCUCCUGGAUAACCCGUACCUGACCGUCCAGGUGACCAACACACCUGUGCUACGGGGCCUGGGCCCCACUGGCCUCACCAAGAUCACGGUGAUCUUUAAGGCUUUCAGCGGCUGCACGGAACAGAAGGUCUACCAGGCCACCGCAGACGUGGACGCAGACGGAGAUGACCUCCCCCUCGCCUUCACCGACGGCAGCCGCUCCAGCACAGAUGGCCACAGCCUACGUGUCGACGCAGCAACUUCCCCCGGCGACGGCCCCGUCCAUGUGGUUCAGUUGCGGGCGACCCACGCCGGAGCGUCCAUCCUGGUGCGCCGGACGGGCCGGUCGCUGGGGUUCUCCGCCCGCCUCCCUGAGUCUUCGCUGGGGCAGGAGCGGCGGGGGGAGCUGGGGGAGGAGGCGGCGGGGGGGAUGCAGCUCUGCCUGCACGGAUGCCCUCGCGCCGAGCUGCUGCAGGAGUACGUCUGGGGGGGUCACGGAGGCAGGGGGGGCAACCCCAGCACUCUAGUACCCCUCCUGCCCCGUCCAGCCACUCCAGAGCGGGGCUACAGCACUGAGAGGGCCAGGCUGGAGUGCAGCCUGCUGUUGCCCCGAGAGGACUUCUACUUCCAGGCGUGUGUGUUCGACCUGCAGGCCUCGGCAGACUCAGGCUUCUCCAGGGCCGCUCUCUGGGCCUCACAGGACCUAAAGACUCUGUUUCCCAGCAUGCCGCAGCAGCCCCGGAACCUGAGCAGGACAGCGGGGGUCUCGGGGGCGCAGCUCAGACCCAACACCAGGGCGGCGACGAUGGGCACUCUGUCUGUGUGCCUGGUACUAGUGCUGCUGUUUGCAUAGUCUACACCUGGAGCUGUAGACUUUUUGUUUGUAUGUGUGUGUGUGUUUAGACCUUGUGCCUUUACCAACCAUCAUCAAGCUCAGGUGAAGCAAAUCAAGUCAUUACAUUGCUGAUACACACAACACACGCACACACAACAAGGACACACACACACACACACACACAACAAGGACACACAUACACACACACACACAACAAGGACACACAUACACGCACACACAACAAGGACACACAUACACGCACACACA
Messenger RNA from Alosa sapidissima (American shad), 1998 nucleotides. RefSeq names its product repulsive guidance molecule A-like. Gene Ontology annotation, molecular function: coreceptor activity. Gene Ontology annotation, biological process: BMP signaling pathway. The record is from RefSeq and is a predicted model, not a curated record. The transcript is spliced from 3 exons. Gene Ontology annotation, cellular component: plasma membrane. Bases 322 to 1749 code for a protein of 475 amino acids. NCBI's taxonomy places the organism in Eukaryota, Metazoa, Chordata, Actinopteri, Clupeiformes, Clupeidae.